Erythranthe guttata (spotted monkey flower) is the source of this 1426-nucleotide messenger RNA. Its product is annotated as putative serine/threonine-protein kinase PIX13. NCBI's taxonomy places the organism in Eukaryota, Viridiplantae, Streptophyta, Magnoliopsida, Lamiales, Phrymaceae. Gene Ontology annotation, molecular function: ATP binding; protein kinase activity. Gene Ontology annotation, biological process: protein phosphorylation. The record is from RefSeq and is a predicted model, not a curated record.
AGAGAGAGAGAGAAGAAGAAGAAAUUAAAAAUGGGGAGCUGCUGGCCGAAGCCCGUUGAUAAUCUCCCCACUACUACUAACACCAGAGCUCCCAGCCCAGUCCACAGUAAUAGCGAUGCGAAGACGAUGAAGAACCGUAGCCAGAACCGUCCUCCGUCGACAGAUCGCGGCGGCGGAGGGGCGGCGGUUCCGGCGAGCGGGGAGAUCGUGAUACCGAACCUGAAGGCGUUCAAAUUAGGGGAGCUGAGGAGCGCGACGAGAGAUUUCAGACCAGAUACAGUGCUCGGAGAAGGAGGGUUUGGGACGGUAUACAAGGGAUACGUUGACCAGAAGACAUACGCACCGUCUAGGGUUGGAAUUGGUAUUCCUGUUGCCGUCAAAAAGUCCAAUCCUGACAGUGAACAAGGCCUCAAAGAAUGGCAGGCAGAGGUAAAAUUCUUGGGAAAAUACAGUCAUCCAAAUCUAGUAAAAUUAAUUGGUUACUGUUGGGAAGAAAGACAGUUUCUCCUCGUCUACGAAUAUAUGCAAAGGGGAAGCUUAGAAACUCACCUCUUUAGAAAGGGUGGUGAGCCAAUUCCAUGGGAUAUAAGGAUGAAAAUAGCAGUAGGAGCAGCUAGAGGGCUUGCUUUCUUGCAUACUACUGAAAAACAAGUCAUUUACAGAGAUUUUAAGGCCUCCAAUAUUUUACUUGAUUCUGAAUUCAACGCAAAGCUAUCGGAUUUCGGUCUUGCCAAAUUAGGUCCGGUGGACGGGAAUUCGCACGUUACGACCAAGGUUGUCGGUACUUACGGGUAUGCUGCCCCCGAGUACUUGGCUACAGGUCAUUUGUAUGUGAAAAGUGACGUGUACGGUUUCGGGGUGGUAUUACUGGAAAUAAUAACGGGUCUACAGGUACUGGAUCUGAACCGACCCGGUGGGCAAACGAAUCUGGUGGAUUGGGCCAAGCCUUCGCUACCAGACAAAAAGAAGCUGAGAAAACUAAUCGACCCGCGGUUCAUGGGUCAGUACCCGUUUAAGGCUGCAAUCAAAAUAGCAGAACUCAUACUAAAUUGCAUCGAGCCCGACCCGAAACGUAGGCCCGAUAUGGAGGAAGUGUUGGACAGCUUGGAAAAAAUUAAUACCAUUUCGAUGAAGCCCAACGAAUCCAAGCCCAAAACCCAGCUGCAUGCCAACCACCGCCACCACAGCCACGACGGGAGUGGCGGAGCUAGAGGCAGCGGUGGCGGCGGCGGCGGACAUCGGCAAUAUAAUAAUUUGAAUGGGGCUCGGAGUUAUUGAUGGAUUUUGAAUUGGGCUAAGCUUGUUCACACGUUUUAUUUUAUUUAAUGGGCGUAGAUAUUCUUUCACAAAUGGGCUUUUGAUUUUUUUAUUAGGCCCAAAUUGAGUUGUUACUGUUUGAUCUUUUUUUAUUUGUUUUAUUUAUUUA